Messenger RNA from Leucoraja erinaceus (little skate), 3054 nucleotides. Its product is annotated as zinc finger protein 3-like. The transcript has 2 exons. The record is from RefSeq and is a predicted model, not a curated record. Lineage: Eukaryota; Metazoa; Chordata; Chondrichthyes; Rajiformes; Rajidae. The coding region runs from base 700 to 1461 and encodes 253 amino acids.
GCAAGGCAAAGAUCUUUGGGUCGGGCGCAGGAUCAGUCAACACUCAGGUGCCCCGUCACCUGGAGACGGUGCCGGCCAUGGGUAACACACCGGAGAUUUACUUCCCGAUCCGCCGAGCGCGUUUGGAAGCGUAAACAUGGAUUCCCUGCCCCCUAGAUAGUCUGGAUAGAACAAACAGAGGAUAUUGAUGCUCUGGAAUCGCAAACUCCUUGAGUGAACCUGCACCUGAACGCGUGGGAGGGAUUCACUGUGUCAGCUGAGCCGACGAGGCACCAUAAAUACCGCAGCAUGGAGACAUUAUUCACUAGCUCUGAGAGUGAGCUGGGAUUCACUCAAUCUUCCCACCUGCAAGACCACGUUGUGGAGAAACCAUUUCCCUGUCCCGAUUGUGGGGAGUGAUUCACUCAAGCAAACAACCUGAAGAGUCACCAACAGCAAAUUCACGCUGAAGAGAAACCAAUUCCCAGUCCUGAUUGCGGGAAGGGAUUCCCUCAGGCCAGCAACCUGAAGGAACACCAGAGAAUUGCCACAGGUGAGAAGCCAUUCACUUGUCCUAUGUGUGGGCGGGUGUUUACUGCAUCAUCUGGGCUACAGACACAUCAGCUGAUUCACACCGUGGAGCGGCCGUUCACCUGUUCAGAGUGUGGGAAGGGGUUUACCUAAUUGUGUGGGCUGCAGAAACACCAGCAGGUUCACAUCAUGGAGAGGCCGUUCACCUGCUCUGAGUGUGGGAAGGGAUUUACGCAGUCAUCUCACCUAAAGUCACACCAGCGGAUUCACACUAGAAAGAGGCCGUUCACUUGUUCUGAGUGUGGGAAGGAAUUUAGUGACAUAUCUGAGCUGCAGAGACACCAGCAGAAGCACAGCGGGGAGAGGCCGUUCACCUGCUCUGAGUGUGGGCAGCGAUUCAUGCAGUCAUCUCACCUGAAGAGACACCAGCGGAUUCACACUGGCGAGAGGCCGUUCACUUGUUCUGAGUGUGGAAAGGGAUUUAUUGACCAAUCUGGCAUACAGAGACACCAGCAGAUGCACAGCGGGGAGAGGCCGUUCAUCUGCUCCGAGUGUGGGAAGGGAUUUGUGCAGCCAUCUCAGCUACAAGUACACCAGCGGAUUCACACUGGGGAGAGGCCGUUCCCUUGUUCUGUGUGUGGGACGGGGUUUACUAACUUAGCUGCGUUACAGAUCCAUCACAGAAUUCACACCGGAGAGAGGCCCUUCAUUUGCUCUGUGUGCGGGAAGGGCUUUAAUAACUUAGCUGCAGUACAGAGACAUCAGAGAAUUCACACUGGGGAGAGGCCGUACCACUGCUCUGAGUGUGGGAAGGGAUUUAGCGACACAUCUGCACUACGGAGACACCACCGGAUUCACACUGGGGAGAGGCCGUACACCUGCUCUGAGUGUGGGAAAGGAUUCGUUGAAUCGUUUGUGUUAUUGAGACACCAGAGAAUUCACACCAGAUAGAAGCAGUUCUCCUGUUCUGGGUAUGCAGUAGUACAGUGCUGGUAAUAUUUUAUUUUGAACAUGUAAAACAAAAAAAAAAAGCCAAAAUAACAAUAAAAUAAAAUGAACAAUAAACCUAUACAUUAACAUUGAAUACAUUAAAUCUACAUGUUCGAAAAGGAGUAACCAUAUAAUAACACAUAUAACAAAUACAGCACGGAAACAGGCCAUCUCGACCCUUCUAGUCCGUGCCAAACACAUAAUCUACCCUAGUCCCAUAUACCUGCGCUCAGACCAUAACCCUCCAUUCCCUUCCCUUCCAUAUAACUAUCCAAUUUAUUUUUAAAUGAUAAAAACGAACCUGCCUCCACCACCUUCACUGGAAGCUCAUUGCACACAGCUACCACUCUCUGAGUAAAGAAGUUCCCCCUCAUGUUACCCCUAAACUUCAGUCCCUUAAUUCUCAUGUCAUGUCCCCUUGUUUGAAUCUUCCCUACUCUAAGUGGGAAAAGCUUUUCCACGUCAACUCUGUCUAUCCCUCUCAUCAUUUUAAAAACCUCUAUUAGGAGGAAGUAUACACUUAUUUAUUCCACUCCUUCCCUGCUGCUCAAAAAAUUAAUUCACAAACUUUAUCUCAUCUACAUAUACAUAUACAUAUACAGAUAUAUAUAUAUAUAUAUAUAUACACGCAUAUGCGCGCACGCAACGCAAAUAUCACACUGUCAAUAAACUAAAACAACUGUCACCACAACCCUCCUUAUUCUUAUACCUCUGGAAAAGAACUGUUUACACUUCUUAAACUGUGUAAUGUUUGUGCUUUGCUUGAGUUCCACAUCCAAAUCAUUCCACAGUUCCACCGCACAGGUUGAAGUACACAUCCUCUUCAUAGUUGUACGAACACAACGUUUUUUUAAAUUAAACUUCCCUGUCAAAUUAUAACCACCCUCCUUUUUAAAGACCAAUUUUUGUCUAUUGUGUUUAAGAAGGAACUGCAGAUGCCGGAAAAUCGAAGGUACACAAAAAUGCUGGAGAAACUCAGCAGGUGCAGCAGCAUCUAUGGAGCGAAGGAGAUAGGCAACGUUUUAUUUUGAACAUGUAAAACAAAAAGACGCUAAAAACAAAGCCAUAAUAACAAUAAAAUGAAAUGAACAAUAAACUUAUACAUUGAAUAACUUCUCAUACACAUCACAAAUUAAAUCUCACAUGUUCGAAAAGGAGUAGGAGGAAAUAUUCACUUAUUUAAUCCACCCUUCCCCUGUUACCUGGCAGUAAAUUAUUUAUUUCUUUAUACAUUAUUUGUGCUGUAUUAAAUUCUACUAGAUCCAUAAACUUUAAGGCCUUUGACUUUAACAACAGAGAGUUGUUCACAAAAUCCUACAUUGUUAACUAUCCUUAUAGCCCUUUUUUUUGCAUUAUGCAUAAUGGAUGUCGGGUGCUUUUCAGAUUCAGAUUCAGAUUCAGAUUCAAUUUUAAUUGUCAUUGUCAGUGUACAGUACAGAGACAACAAAAUGCAUUUAGCAUCUCCAUUGAAGAGCGACAUAGCAAACGAUUUGAAUAAAUAAUAAUAAGUGUCCGGGGGGCGUGGUGGUGAUUGGCAGUCACCGAGGUACGUUG